This is a messenger RNA of Orbicella faveolata, 1507 nucleotides long. RefSeq lists its product as uncharacterized. NCBI's taxonomy places the organism in Eukaryota, Metazoa, Cnidaria, Anthozoa, Scleractinia, Merulinidae. The record is from RefSeq and is a predicted model, not a curated record. Gene Ontology annotation, molecular function: lysozyme activity.
AAUGACGACAACGUGCAAAUCUGCUAUUCAGGGACUUUUCGAUUGCUCAGUAACAGAAGUCAUUGGUACGUGAAUUCUCCGUGUCCGUGACUCUUCCAGUCGUGACUGUUAGUGCGUGAUACGCGUGACACAUGAGAACGAGACAUGAGGAAGUGAACAACGCGUAAAACUUUCCGAGAAUUCCGAGCGUAGAAACAUGGAGUUAAAAGAGAUGAUUGUACUAUCGCUUUCUCUGAUUACCUUAGUCCAAGGUUUCAGAGCUGACCAAUGCGAUCCAAAGCCAAUGAUAAUCAGACAUGAAGGAAAAAAAGCCUGCGUUUACCUCGACACAAAGGGCAUCAAAACCAUAGGCGUGGGUUACAACAUGCAAAACAAGGAAGCCCCAGAAGUGUUUGACUCCAUUGGAGCUGACUACAACAAGUUUGAGAACGGUCCUGUGACAAGGUGGAAUGUUCCUUGCAAUUGUUCCUCCGUUCCUUGCCUUACCGAAGAGCAGAUCGAAGAAUUGCUGGAUAUCAGCUUGAAGACAGCCAUCGCAGAUGCCCAGAAAGUGAUUGCAACCUUCGACGGUCUCUGCUGCUCCGUACAAAAUGUGAUGGUCGACAUGUCGUUCACACUUGGUGGGCCAGGAUUUUCUCAGUUCACAACGUUUGCAAACCUCGUGGCCAGGCAAUACUGGAAGGCGGCAGGCGAUGAUUUGACCGUGUCUCUUUGGUGCAAACAAGCAACUGCUCGGUGUAUGGAAGACGCAAAUUACGUUCGUGCAGGAUGCGGUUGUUCCCAGCCUUAUCCUCAAGCUUGUGACCCUCAGGCAUCAGCCUGUUGUGGCAGUAAAGAACAGCAGACUUGUUGCAAAGGUACCUUGACCUUUAAAGGAAAAACCUUUGAAGAGCAAUUAUGCUGUCCCCAUCCGAGCGCUACUUGUUGCCAACACAACAGAUGCUGCACGAAGGCUAUGUACACGGUCUGCUGCCCACCUCCGCCCGCGGUGCCUACCUACUGUUGUACUGCGGACUUCCCAGUGUGUAAAGAUGGACAGUGUUAUAGAGCACGUGAUGGGCAUGUGAUUGAAGGAGAGCCUGCUGCUCGAGCGCUUCCGUUAGCGUGAACAGAAAACUUAUUUUUUUUUGUUUGUUGGUUUGUUUGUAUCUAGAUUCCUUUCUUUUUUCAUGAAAAGUGACCAUGACAAAAUUUAAAUAUAUUUCGGGCAGUGGGUAAAAAUUGGAGCAAGUUCUAGCCAUUAUCUUGUGUUAUAUCGAUAAAAUAACGUUUUUGAAAGAUACAGCACUUUUAGAAAGCGUCCGUGCGAUGUGAUUAGGGACUGAAAAGUAAUUUUUCGAUUUAAGCUGAGAAAUAUGAUGUGAUAUCGAUCAAGGAAGGACAGCUGAGAAAAUAACAAACGAGAGGGAGUUAAGAAACAAUAGCUAACCAAUGAAUGUAACAUGAAGGGUUUUGUCAUGGUAAUAGGCUAAAUUUGCACAAUAAACGCACCAUUUUUGUUGUUAAA